AUGGUGCUAAAGGCAGUCUCCAAGCUAUCAGGCAUCAAUGAAGUGUCAGUGAAUCUUAAUAAGCAGGAGUUGGUUGUAAUUGGAGAUGUUGACCCGGUGUGUGUUGUACGUCGUGUUAGAGAUACUGGGAAGAUAGCAGAAAUAAUCAGUGUUGGACCAAUCAAGAAACCCGAUGUUCCUAAACCUAAACCUGAACCCAAAAGAGAUCAUUGUGAAUGCCCGAAAGUCUACCCACGUUGUAAUGAUGCGUGUUCUACCAUUGUUAUCGGAUAUCAAGAAUCAUAUACAGAUAGUGGGUGCAUGAUAAUGUGA
Cynara cardunculus var. scolymus (artichoke) is the source of this 312-nucleotide messenger RNA. RefSeq names its product heavy metal-associated isoprenylated plant protein 2-like. The transcript has a single exon. The record is from RefSeq and is a predicted model, not a curated record. The coding region runs from base 1 to 312 and encodes 103 amino acids. Lineage: Eukaryota; Viridiplantae; Streptophyta; Magnoliopsida; Asterales; Asteraceae. Gene Ontology annotation, molecular function: metal ion binding.